Molecule: messenger RNA, 2157 nt
Organism: Xenopus laevis (African clawed frog)
Lineage: Eukaryota; Metazoa; Chordata; Amphibia; Anura; Pipidae
Gene: proca1.L
Product: protein interacting with cyclin A1 L homeolog
Exons: 5
Coding region: 1-1647 (548 amino acids)
Source: RefSeq, a predicted model, not a curated record
AUGAUCUGGGCACAGACAGCUUUGGAGGACCUACAUGGGGAGAGGGGGGAGGGGUGCGACAGGCGCGGGGGAGCUGCUAAUAGAGAGUUUAAUUAUGCAUCAAAUGUGAGCCGAUCUCCUGCCGCUGAUAGCAUCAAGUCCCUCCUCUUUAAUGUCACCAUCAGACCACCUUGCACAGCCCAAUAUAAACGCAGCGAGUUGGGCGACUUGUCGCUGUCUCCUGGCUGUGGUGCUGAAUUGGCACAAGGCAUGUGGGAGAUCCCGGCUUUACUGAUAGGCGCCGUUAUCUGCGCGGUGAUCGGGGUCCAGCAGGAGGGGAAAACAUGUGCCCUCCAGUCUUAUCAAGGCGAGAUAACGCGCUACCAGGUGACAGACGGCAGAGAGUUGGUGAGCUCCACCUGGGACAGCGACAGACGCUUGUUGUCUUGUUCUGUGGAUGGAGAUGAGGAGGAGGUUCGCUCGUUAAUGUCCAGGUGCAACAGACUCUCGCAACAUGGCGCUGGGGGUUUGGGCUUGGAGGAAUUUGCUGCAGCCAAAUUGGCUUGUCAGACUUUCCAGCGUGCGACUGCGUCCAGGGGUCCGACAGCCUCCGAGGAGCGGCAGCUACACAGAGUCAAGCGCGGAUUCACCUACCCUGGGACUGUGUGGUGCGGAGCCGGCAACAACGCGGAAACCUUUGAGGAUCUAGGGGAACACAAAGCGACGGAUACUUGCUGUCGGACACAUGAUCACUGCACUCAUGUCAUCCAUCCGUUUGCAUACCGCUACGGCUACAGAAACUACUUGUGGCACACCAUCAGCCACUGUCAGUGUGACAUGCAAUUUAAAGAUUGCCUCCGAAGGGUGAAUGACACUGCAGCUCGCGUUGUGGGACAGGCCUUCUUCAAUGUCAUCAAGGUUCCAUGCUUUGAGCUCAAGUACAAAAGCCAGUGUGUGGAAAGGUAUUGGUACGGCUGGUGUAAGACAUACAAUAAUGAAAGUGUGGCAGUUCCCAGAGAGUCUGGAUUGUAUGAUUUUGGGGGAGAUCUUAUUGACCAAUAUUCCACUGAGAAGGAAGAGGGUCCCACACAAGUACCAGCAGAGCAGCCCACUUUGGGACAGGUUAUGCAAGCCACUGAAGACCUGCUGAAACUUAUGAUGACCGUGAGCCCAAGCACAUCUUCUGAUCUGUCUAAGGUUGAAGAAACCAAAGACAAGAAGAAAGACAAGAAGAAGAAAAAGAAGGAAAGAAAGCACAAAAAGGGCAAAGGCCUUAAGGGAAAAAGAAAAGGAAAAGGCCAGUCUCAAAAUCAGAACGCAGAAUCUCCUGGCAAAGACCUCUGGGGAGAAAACAUCGCCAAGAAUGAGGGAAUUCUGCCCGAGAACCAACAACUCGAUCAAAUACUGGACCUUGGAAGGAAACAAGAUGACUUCAAUGAUAUUCUGCAUGAUGAACCUGCACGAAACGUGGCUCCUACACUUCAUACAUCUAUUUUUCCUGUGACGAGCUUUGAGUAUCUAAAGAGUAUAACCAAGUCGAUGUCGCUUGUAACCAAACCGUACACAGAGAAACCACAGAAGAAGAAAAGCAGGCAGGGACGAAAGGGAAAAAGAGAGCGGAAAAAGAAAUCCCAAACAGAGUCCCCAGUCUUAGAGAUGUUACAUUAGUCCCACUGUCUCCUCAGCCCAAUGGAUUUCUGGUAGUCUGGCACUGACAGAGUCAUGGUCCCUUACAAAACAGAAGCAUUGCAAAAUAUUAACCUCUCUGCUGCUACCAGCAUGCCUCCUAAUCAGUAGAAUUACUGCCAAUCAUGCAAUCAUCCACCCCAUAGUCCCUAUACAAUGUGUUCCUUAUACCCCUGCAAUUGCCUAUAAAAUUCCUGUUAAGCCAAGGAGUUGGAGCUACUGUGUAUGUUUCCUGUAUGAAUUGGCUUUAAAACUGGUUCCAGUACAUUAGGGUUUUUAGACCCCAUGGGAUCAAUUGAUGUUCCUGUUAAAAACCAAAGAAGGAGGGGAAAUAAUAGAUUAAAUGCUUUUUUAUUUUAAUAAACUUAAUUUACUGCUUGGAGGAGGGUAGGAUGCUAAAAAAUAUUUGGGGUUUAAUGGCUGCUUAUGAUAAAAGGGAUACUAUCAUCUCAAUAAGAAAAAAUAAAUAAAAUCUAUAUACACUCCUGUAAA